AUGGCCAAAAUUUCACUUGUUAUUAAUGAUAUUGAUAACGAUACAGCCAAUAGAAGUGUAACGAACUCGUUAAAGGCAUUGAAGAUUCAAAAUCCGGAGAAACUCGGCCAAGUAUACGUUGCUUUAGUUAAUAUCAGCGAUUCGAAGGAAACCGUUGACAGCAUUUGUGCACAAUGGAAGUCCGCUUUAACGGACGGCGAAGAAAAUAUUCCAGAUUUCGUGUUGGACACGACAACUUAUGGAAUUGGCGCUGAAGCUGUAAAUCAUUUCACAGCUGCAUUUGGAAUACCAACUAUUUCCGCUCAAUUUGGGCAGGAAGGCGAUCUGCUGGGUUGGCGAGAGAUUACGGAUGAACAAAAACAGUACCUCGUGCAAGUUAUGAAUCCGACCGACCUGAUGCCCGAAGUCAUUCGCCAGCAAUGUUUGACGUUCAACAUCAGCAACGCGGCCAUCCUCUUCGACGACAAUUUCAUAAUGGAUCACAAGUACAAGAGUCUCCUCUUAAACGUACCCACCCGACAUGUUAUCGUCCAUACGAAGGAGCCCGGCGCUCCUCUUCAGCGUCAGAUCUCCAUGCUGCGCGAUCUCGACAUCGUCAAUUUCUUUGUGCUUGGCAGCGAGUCGACCAUUUCCGCGGCUCUGCAGGCCGCCAACGACUUAAACUUCACCGGGCACAAGUACGGCUGGUUCGCCAUUACACUAAGCGAGGAUUUCACCGUCCAUUGCGCCGACUGCAGAAACGUCUCGGUUAUGCUAUUCAAGCCCCAGAUUUCACAGAACCAGCAGCAACUGAACGAGCUGACAAGCAAAGGUUCCUUACCAAAACCCUUGAUCACCUCGGCCUUCUACUACGACCUCACCAAGGCCGGCGUCCUCGCGAUGAAAUCGGCCCUCGACGCCGGCGAGUGGAAGCGGCCUCGUUACGCGGACUGCGACACCUACAACGAGAACACGAGUGUCGCCAUGCGAAACGUCAACUUGCACCGAAGGCUGCAGCAGGUGACCGGUGGCAGCGUCUACAUUCCGACCUACGCCGGCUUCAUCUGGGGCAAGAACGGCGAGAGUCGGGCCAAGUUCGAGGCCAAUGCCGUGGUCAUGCAGAUAAGGGACUCGAAACUCAUCAACGAGGAGACGGUGGCCAAAUGGCAGGCGGGCAUUGAUUCGCCCUUAAACGUUAUGGACGAGUUAAGGGCCAGCAACCAUACAGCGGUGACGAGCUAUCGAGUUGUGACGGUGAUAAAGCCGCCAUUCAUUAUGUAUGAUAACACGAGUAACAAAUGGAGCGGCUAUUGCAUCGAUCUGCUGGACGAGAUCCGCGAGCAGAUGAACUUCGAGUACGAGAUACGGGAAGUGGAGGACAAGAUGUACGGAAACAUGGACGAGGACGCGAACUGGAACGGCAUGGUGAAGGAGCUGAAGGAGAAGAAGGCGGACGUUGGCCUUGGGGCUCUAGCGGUGACGGCCGAGCGGGAGAACGUGAUCGACUACACGGUUCCUUAUUACGACCUCGUCGGCAUAUCUAUCCUUCGCAGGAAGCCCAAGACGACGACCUCGCUAUUCAAGUUCCUCACGGUCCUCGAGACCGACGUCUGGCUCUGCAUCCUCGGCGCCUACUUUUUCACCAGCCUCCUCAUGUGGGUCUUCGACAAGUUCUCGCCCUACAGCUACCAGAACAAUCGCGAGAAGUACAAGGACGACGACGAGAAGCGCGAGUUCACCCUCAAGGAGUGCCUCUGGUUCUGCAUGACCUCCCUUACGCCCCAGGGGGGCGGCGAGGCCCCCAAGAAUCUCUCCGGCCGAUUGGUCGCCGCCACCUGGUGGCUCUUCGGCUUCAUCAUCAUAGCCUCGUACACUGCCAAUCUCGCCGCCUUUCUUACGGUCUCGAGGCUCGAUGCCCCCGUUGAGUCACUCGAGGAUCUCAGCAAACAGUACAAGAUCCAGUACGCGCCCAUUAUCAACUCCUCCGAAUACAACUACUUCGACAGGAUGGCCAACAUCGAGAAGAAAUUUUACGAGAUAUGGAAGGACAUGAGCCUGAACGAUAGCCUGUCGGACGUCGAGCGAGCGAAACUGGCGGUAUGGGACUACCCGGUAAGCGAUAAAUACACCAAGAUAUUUCAAACGAUGCAGGACACCGGCUUCCCCAAGGACAUGGACGAGGCACUGGCUAGGGUGCGGAAAGAAGGCCCGACCGAGUUCGCCUUCAUCGGCGAUGCUUCCGACAUCAAAUACCUUGCCAUGACGAACUGCGAAUUUAUGCAGGUUGGCGAAGAAUUUUCCAGGAAACCCUAUGCAAUUGCCGUGCAACAAGGCUCUCCACUUAAAGACCAAUUUAACAACGCAAUUUUGAUAAUGCUGAACAAACGAAAAUUAGAAAAGUUAAAAAACAAAUGGUGGAAUAAGAAUCCCGAAAGGAAGAAAUGCGAGAAAACCGAUGAUCAGAGCGACGGCAUCAGCAUACAAAAUAUCGGCGGAGUUUUCAUUGUGAUUUUUGUAGGCAUUGGCUUGGCCUGCAUUACGCUCAUAUUUGAAUAUUAUUAUUAUCGCUAUCGACCACGUGGAAAGCAAGCUCAGCGCGCUCGAAACUCCAAAGUAAAGUUGGACCAAAACCUGAAGUCAAUCAAGUUCAAAUUUCGUCCUGCCCCGGCUCAACCACUUGAUUCAAUUAACUAUAAGUCGAGAUUUUGAUGUCACUGAUGAACAAUUCAAGCGAAUCAAAAUAUUUCGAGCUGUGCUCUUUUUAUUUUCGAGUGGCAAAUUCAUACGCAAAUACACGCGCGCGCUCACGCACCUACGUAUAUGUUGUGCACAUGUGGAUCCACGAUAUGUGUACGUAAUCUAUAAGCGG
This is a messenger RNA of Ceratosolen solmsi marchali, 2848 nucleotides long. It is a transcript of the gene Ir25a, whose product is annotated as ionotropic receptor 25a. Gene Ontology annotation, cellular component: membrane. The record is from RefSeq and is a predicted model, not a curated record. The coding region runs from base 1 to 2688 and encodes 895 amino acids. The transcript has 7 exons. Gene Ontology annotation, molecular function: ligand-gated monoatomic ion channel activity; signaling receptor activity. Gene Ontology annotation, biological process: monoatomic ion transport. Lineage: Eukaryota; Metazoa; Arthropoda; Insecta; Hymenoptera; Agaonidae.